GGUGUUGCUGAUAUGCGUGUGUAGUCAAUCGUUCGACGAAAGUUUGCAGCAGCAGGCGCACAUUGAAUAACCAUCCGUGCGAAUAUCUCUCAACAAUAGUUUUCUCCCAUGUUUCGACGCAUCAGGACGUAUCUGGAGCGGGCAGCGCGUUCAUUUGAGCGUAGGCUACAUGCCCAACGAAUCCGUUACGAUCCAGUACCACCGGUAGCUGAACCAGAAACACCAAUGGAAGAGCCGAUGGAGGUAUCGCAAGAGCAAUCGGAACCGGCCGGAGCUGACCAACCAUCCGGGCAAGCAUUCACUCUCCUGGUGAACAGCAGCGAAAGUGAGACUGAAAUAUUUUUUCAAGACGAACCACUGCUGUAUUACAUGCUGCUGAUGUGGAAUCCGGAGACUCCGGUGCCGCUUUUGGUGAAACAGACACUUGAUCGUCUAAAUUAUGAUUAUGAAAAUGGACAUCCACAGAGUCGGCUGCACAUCUUCUAUCGUAUUUUUCUAAACCGUCAGCUAAGCGAUGGACGCGCGCUGCGUCCACGGUUUUUAACCGCAAAGCGUCGAGCCACCAUUAACAAACGGCGCAAGCAACGCCUUGCAGUCGGUACCUAUGUAUAAUACGCCAUGCUGUUGUUUGUGAGAUUCUUUCGCGGGAGAACUGCUGCCUCAUAAGACAUUUGGCUCUGUUCCUUCAGUUCGUCUUCCAACACCACCAAAGCAUUCUCACGAGAUUGAGCUCACAAUAAAUCAUCAUAAACGCAUUACAUACGGCCACUAGACGCACAGCAGAAACGGGCUUAGGGAGACGAUGCAGAAAUCACUGCAGGACAUCAUCGUACCCUCGCAACAUCAUAGUCACGUUUCUUGUAGUACGGUUGCUACACAUUUCUGGCCUAAAGACAAUCGAUCGGCAUCCUUACAAGCAUCACUCUAUUUAUUUCCAACCGUACGCCUGUAACAUCAAUUGGCAUUAUAUUAUUCUUAGUGAUAGCAAAAUUAAAAAUAAAAUGUCGUUCAAUGUGGUUAAUUUCGAACACAUAA
Anopheles stephensi (Asian malaria mosquito) is the source of this 1035-nucleotide messenger RNA. RefSeq lists its product as uncharacterized. The record is from RefSeq and is a predicted model, not a curated record. NCBI's taxonomy places the organism in Eukaryota, Metazoa, Arthropoda, Insecta, Diptera, Culicidae. The transcript has 7 exons. Bases 109 to 612 code for a protein of 167 amino acids.